AUGGUCCAUCUCGCUUCUUUGUUCAGUGGCGCAGGCACCGGGGCUGCUGCCGCCGCUCUUCUGCUCUUCGCUCGCACCUCUGCAGCGCUGGAGAUCACGUACCCCACCGCCGACUCUGACGCAUACUGGGUCGCGUGCCAGAACAACACUCUACGCUGGACAUCCAACUCGUCUGACCCUAGCAUCUUCAGCGUUGCGCUCCUCAACUCCAACCAGACCCAGCUGAACGGAAACUUCCAAAUUGCCAAUUCGCUCAACACGUCUGAGCGCGAAGCGACGAUCUUUGUCGACUGCGUCCAGCCAGGCAGCUACUCUGUCCUGCUCGUCAACGCCUCGCGGUACUCACUCAACGAGCCGCAGGUCUACACGCAGAGCGCUGUGUUUGAGCUGAAGCCGAACGGGACUACGCCUGCAUCUGCGAGUACAGCUUCCUCUUCCGAAAGCAACAGGGCCACCGGAAGCAGUGGCGACAGCAGCAGCUCUAGCAACGCCUCGAGCACUACUGCCGGUGCAUCCGCCACGAACGCUGCUAACGCCGCUGCUGUUGGGCCGAGCAGCAGCGCUGCCGGCUUGAACAGCGUCCUGCUCGGCAUGGCCACGACGGCAGUCGUCUCCCUUGGCCUUGCAGCAUCCCUGUUCUGA
This is a messenger RNA of Tilletiaria anomala UBC 951, 642 nucleotides long. RefSeq lists its product as uncharacterized. The record is from RefSeq and is a predicted model, not a curated record. Lineage: Eukaryota; Fungi; Basidiomycota; Exobasidiomycetes; Georgefischeriales; Tilletiariaceae. The transcript has 3 exons. Bases 1 to 642 code for a protein of 213 amino acids.